UCUUCUCUGUUGAAAGCUACAGGAGAAAGUUUGUGUUGUUUCCCACUUCUUCUCUUGAUGGCUGACUAUAUUACAAGAAUCUCUACUUCCUUUUGGUCACUGUCUCCAUCACAAAUGCUUCAACCCCAUCUAGGCUUUUGUGGGUUCGUUUCAUGGGACAUUUCUAAUCCAGUUCAAUCUAUUCCCUUUCUGGGUUUUGAGUUUCAGUUCGUUUUUCCCUCUGUAUCUUCCUCUUCGUUUCCCCUGUACUGCUCUUUGUCAAAAAGACUGAAUUCCCACUUCAAUUUUGCGCAUUCAAUAAAGAAAAGAUUAGUUCUUGAAGAUUUUUCAAACUGGGUUUUGUAGUUCCGCCUUGCUGCUGUGCGGAUUUGUCGGGUUUUGGUGUUUUUUUCCAAAUGGGAUGCAAUCUUUCUUCAUGGGCGUUCAAAUUCAACUGAAUUUUGUCCAUUUUUUUCGUUCUGGGAAUCAUUGUACCCAUGUGAUCCUCCUUUAAAGUUUCUCCACUUUUUGAGAAUUCUGAGGUGUUUUCCUGUUGUGAAAUUUGGAUGUUUUUAGGGUUUUAUUCAGUUGAUGGACCUCAUGUAUGGUACAAGUUUAACAUUUGAGCCUGCUGAUUGUCUUCCCUGUCAUAGAUACUAAGAACCCCAUUAGGCAAUCAGUGGAAGAACCUCAGGUUCUGUUACAAAUGGCACCAUUGCAAGGUCUUAGUUCUUGCAAUCGAUAUCAAAAUUCUAUCAAUAUCUCUGAAUUUAGGGUAGAAAAGUUGAGUAUGAAGAGCUAUUAUAUUAGGUGUGAGGGUAGAGAUUAUGUUAGUUUAGAUGGAGAUGGUAAUGGAAAGAAGGAGAAGAAGAGGUUUAGGGUUUUGAUAGCUGGCGGAGGAAUAGGAGGGCUAGUACUGGCUCUGGCUGCGAAGCAUAGGGGUUUUGAGGUGAAGGUGUUUGAGAAGGAUUUGAGUGCAGUGAGAGGGGAGGGACGCCACCGUGGCCCGAUUCAACUCUUAAGUAGUGCUUUGGCAGUGUUGGAAGCCAUUGAUGAAAAUGUUGCAAAGCAAAUUAUGGAAGCUGGUUGUGUUACUGGUGAUAGGAUCAAUGGCCUUGCAGAUGGUCUUUCGGGCGAAUGGCUUAGCAAGUUUGAUCUUUUAACUCCUGCCAUAAGGAGGGGACUCCCGGUGACUCAAGUAAUAUGUAGGAUGUCACUGCAAGACAUAUUAGUCAAUGCAGUUGGGCUCGAGAUAUUAAGUAACAAAUCUAAAGUUGUGGACUUCAUGGAAGACUCUAACAAGGUCACUGUCACCCUUGAAGAUGGACGCCAGUAUGAUGGUGAUGUUCUAAUUGGGGCAGAUGGGAUAUGGUCAGAAGUGCGAUCAAAACUAUUUGGAAGGCAAGAAGCAAAAUAUUCGAAUUACACAUGUUAUAGUGGUCUGACAAACUUUGUGCCGCCAUACAUCAAUACUGUCGGGUAUCGAGUAUUCUUGGGAUUGAACCAGUACUUUGUUGCUUCAGAUGUUGGGAAUGGAAAGAUGCAAUGGUAUGCCUUCAAUAGGGAGCCUCCCAUGAAUAAUACUGAUUCUCCCAAAGGUAAAAAACAGAGGCUUCUGGAACUAUUCAGGAGUUGGUGUGAUGAAGUGAUUACACUAAUUUUGAAAACCCCAGAUCAUAUGAUUUUACAGAGGGACAUAUACGACAGAGAUAUGAUCUAUUCCUGGGGAACGGGGCGAGUGACUCUAGUAGGUGAUGCCGCUCACCCAAUGCAACCGAAUCUCGGCCAAGGGGGUUGCAUGGCAAUUGAGGACUGUUACCAACUAAUUCUUGAGCUUGAUAAGAUUGCCAACAGUGGCUCCAGCAUUCUACUGUCGGAUCAAAUUGUUUCCGCCCUUAGAAGGUAUGAGAAGAAAAGAAUGUUCCGGGUUGGUACCGUGCACACAGCCAGUAGGAUGGCAUCUGAAGUGCUUGCUGCUUACCAACCCUACAUGGAAUUUGGAUUUGGCCCUCUGCCUGGCCUGUCAACACUGCGGAUCACCCAUCCUGGAAUUCAAGUUGCCCGAAUGUUUCUCCAGGUUUUUCUGCAGCAGUUCAUGACUUGGAUGAUAUCAGGCCAUGGCAGGUUGUGGUGAAAGAGGAAGAAGACUUUGCGGUCAAUCAUGGAAAAAAACUGCUUGAUAUAUUUGUCAGUUAACGGUGGAUGAUGGUAACCUUAAAUCCUAAAGCCUCAGGCUGAGGGCAUUGAGUAGGGAAAAUACGACCUUGAUUUGCAUAUGUGACUUAAGAUCUGAGACUGAUAUGUUAAAUGAAAACUUUGGAAAUGCUUGAGGCUGUGUUUGGUGGUGA
Vitis vinifera (wine grape) is the source of this 2327-nucleotide messenger RNA. Its product is annotated as zeaxanthin epoxidase, chloroplastic. Gene Ontology annotation, molecular function: FAD binding. The record is from RefSeq and is a predicted model, not a curated record. Bases 686 to 2113 code for a protein of 475 amino acids. The transcript is spliced from 10 exons. Lineage: Eukaryota; Viridiplantae; Streptophyta; Magnoliopsida; Vitales; Vitaceae.